Messenger RNA from Pocillopora meandrina, 12889 nucleotides. NCBI's taxonomy places the organism in Eukaryota, Metazoa, Cnidaria, Anthozoa, Scleractinia, Pocilloporidae. The record is from the annotation of a GenBank genome assembly.
AUGCAGGCCACAACCAUCUUAGGUUUCUUGUUGUCAACACUCCUUACCUUGUGUUGGGCGGACGUAUAUCUCCACUUUCCUGGAGGUAGCAACAACAGAUUAAACGGGAAUGGUGUCAACGUCAGGAAUCCCAACAGGCUGUUUGACUCUCAGGUGGGUGUUUUGAAGGACAGCCUCACCAUUUAUAUGGCGGAUGGAAUUUAAACACGUCGUUAAAAUAAGUAUUCAGUCAUUUACGAACGAAAUAUAACCUAAAGCGGGAAAUGUCCAUCGCUUGACUUAAAACUUUUCUUCCUUAAAAUCCCAGUACGUUAUCCAGCUCAUGGCAUAAAAAGAGACAAACUAAUCACGCCAUGUACGAAUGUAUUGAUUAUUUGGUACAUUUUUUUGUAGAACAAUGGUAAAGCCGGUUACAAUGUCGGAGACAGCGGAAUCAACGCUACCAAAAACGAGAUACCGGAAACGAGGCAGCGUCCAUUGGUAAGGCAUAUUUGGAUAAUUCUGCUUCUCUUCUCUUUCUGUUUCAUUUUCACUCUUGGUUCCACGGAAAGAAUCAACAUGUUUAUUAGCUGAAUCGCCAUAAUGAUAAGGGGUAAGUAUCUGAAGAAACUGUGGUUCUGGGUCGGUGGGGGAGGGGCUGGGGGUAAAAGCUGAGGUUUCGAGUGUUAGCCCUUUGUCAUUCGCUCUGACAAUCGUAAAUAACUAUCAGCCCCCGCAAAUAUCGCUAUUGCCCAUAAUUCCAAAAUGUAUUCGCUUUCAUGCCACUUCCUGAACGUAUCAUGUUCUUCUUUACUCGAAGGAAUUUUUCAUGAGCGGCUGUGAAGAGGAUGCAAAAACUGAGGUUGAAAUUAUGUGGACAAACCAACAUGGAACGGGACCAAAGAGUGAAGAUAUAGUGGAAUCACAAAUCAUCCUGCAAUACAUGUGUCAACCGUAUCCUCAAGGAAACGUAACUGAUAUCAACAAAGAUUUCCAGUUGUAUACCAUCCGUAAUGGUGCACAACGUACUACACAAAGGUUCUCGGUCUCGAUGCAAGAAUCGCGUGUGAUAGAGAAAGACCGCGGGCUACACGAGCCUUUAGCAUACUACAGAUCCUAUCGGCACAGAGACGGAAACAAAGGUGGCAUAUUCUAUGAGAGUCAACAUUCUAACAAUCUCAUUUCCAACUUUUUCCGUAAAUAAUAAAUGUCAGUCUCCCUUCAGCCGAGAAUUCAAACAUUCUCAGCCCCAUUUCGCAGCAAUACUAGUUUGAGGUUUGAAAAUCCAAUUGAGCCUAGAAACCAGGAGAGGACACUGUUUAAAGUUCCACAAGUAGUUAUAGUUUAAUAUUAAGUAAUUGUUCCUUUUACGGAAACAAAGAACCUACUAAACCUAAGUUAUUUAUCAUUAAUCAAUUGCGUCUUUUCCUAGCUAAUCCCAUUUCAUAUCCUCCUAUAACUGCCUCAUUUUUUACUGUUUCUCUUCUGUUGCGCAAGGUUGUAUGCUGCAUGGCAAGGCUCCAACUACCAGCGUGACGCUGAGGGUUUUUUGUUAGCUAAGCUAUAUCUUUCACAAUGAUAUCCUUUUUUGACUUUUUCGCAAUCAUUUCACAGGUUUGUUUACCGCUGAUCAAAACCUGAAAGGUGACAGUGCAAUUUACACCAGGCAGAACGCAAAUGGGAAGAGAAGGGGAUUUGAAGUGCCAGAGGAACGUGAUUACUAUCCCUACUGGGGCCCCACCCCCUGGAAGGACAUUGCAAUCAUGGUCAGUGACAAAACCACAAAAGGAGUGAUAAGGGAAUAUGUUAACAGUGCAAAUUAUGGUGACAAGGGUAAGUUUGACAAAGACUUCUCCUCAUAAGAGUCCUCGAUAGCUGCACAAGCGCAUGCUGUAGAAUGACGCUCUUUGGUUUACUUUCAGGGUUGUGCAUCAUAAAGAAUGGUGUCCGAAAACAUCUAUGUCCAAGAAUACCUCCACUCAACAGACGAAACGCAGAAUGUGUGGCCAGGUUCAUUACACAGGCUUCGUGCGAACUGGCAGGAGGAAGGUGGACCAUAGUAAAAACAAAUUUUAAGGAGAAGUUUUCCGGUGCCAAGUCUUGCGCCAACAUUAAAACCGUCAAGGGCGUGGCGUAUGAGCCUCAUCUGAUAACACAGGGUACUGACGAGAGCGAGCAAGAUCUUGUUCUGGCAGACCCCCCUGAGGUUUUAGACGCACCAUCCACAGUUGUGAAUCACAAUGGCAUGAACAUGGACGGGAAGUUCUCUUCAUACAAAUGGAAGAUUCCUCAUUUUCCCUCCGACACUAUUCAGCGAUGCGUGUUGAGAAUCAGGUGACGAGGGCCAAGGUUAUAGUCUUAUGUUUAGAUCUGUUACAAGACCGAAUACGAAUUUUGAGAACAAGCAUGAAGAUAUGAUUAUGAGCGUACCCAUUGCAACCUGGAAAAAUGGUCAAAUCGAUGUCACUAACGAAAAUUAAUGAAGGCUCACGGAAAAAUCUUGAAUAACUCUUAAAAUAAAAUAAAAUUGUUUAUUAUAUUUUCCUUCGGUUUAACCUCCAAGCAACACUAAAAUGGUCCUUUAGAUUACCAAAAUGAGAGACAGCUGCAAAUGAUAUCCAUUUAAAGAAACCCUUCACUUUCAAACACCAACGCUACACCGCUUAAUGACCUCCCUCGACUGUUACUUUACCUACAUCCAUCCUUGACUUGUUAUUUGGAUAUGUGUGGGACUUUGUUUUAUCUUUUGGCAUUAUAUUUAUUCCCCCCAAAAAUGUGUUUUUAUAACCUUUCAAUAACGUUAACUGUGUCUUCCUGGUAAAAUUGACAGAUAUAACAUCACGACAAAAGAUGUACCGAGGAAUUUUGAUGCUUCAAAUAACAAUGAGUGAGUAUAAAGGAAUAAUGAAACUGAUGAGGAUAAUGGCUGAGAAUUUCCACCCCACCAGCGAAUACUCUGAUUUCAUAUUGUUGAAUUGAUAAUGUUUUUAUUUAUUGGUCUGUCUGUUUCUUUUUUGUGGUUCAAGUUUACUAGCAUUAUUGACGGUUAUUUGUAACAAUCCUGCAUUUCCCUCGGUCGAACGCUCGGCGGUUUAUUCCUGGUCAUGUGACGGUUAACCCCAUUCGGGACCCCCCUCUAAGCCAUGCGCAAACUGUGAUGAAAAUAUUUUAAAACAGGAAAAUAUAAUUGUGAGAAACGAUUGCUUUUUUAGCGUCAAAAAUGACCCUACAACACUUGCUGUCAACGGCAAAACCAAGCUUCAACUGGCCUUGAACACAGCUCAACUGGGUCGAACAUUCCAGGACAGAUCGCAUGUAAUCAUCAUCAAGCCAAGAAAGUUGUUACCAAGACGAUUCCAGAAUUCCAAAAUCUACUACAUCGGAGGAAUGGGAAAGAGAGGAAACAUCGUUCAGACUUAUCCAGCAAUGGAAUAUCGCUUCACCCCUGAACGUAUCAAUGUUACAACAAAUGAUGUCUUGUGCUUCGCUUGGUCAGGUGAGUCGGUGACGAUCUGUCAUAUUCUCUGAACUGAAACUUGUGAACUUAUUAUCAGAGGGAGAAGGUUUCUUGGAUGGAAAGGAAACCUUAGAAACUCUCUACGGUGGCCAAAUUACAUUUUCAAUUCAGUUGAUAAAAACCAAUUUAACUUAUUGUUAGACCACCCUAAAUGCUGAAAACGGAAUAUUUCAGUCGAUUUCUUCCACGUACGAUGUUAUCUUCAGUAUAAGGGAAGCAACCAAAUAUUAGUUUGGAAAAAAUAAAAAAAAAUAAAAUAAAAAUGAGGGAGAAGUUCUAUUCGGAUCAUUAUGUCCAUGAACUUGAAAGUUCAGGGUAAAUUAAUUAAAGUGCAAAAAACCACAAACUAGUUACGUAACAAGUUAAAGGCGUUUUCUGAAAACAUACAAUGGAAAAUGUGAAGCCUGCUAAUUAAGUGAUCUGAAGAAAUUUCCUGACGUAUCAACUAACUACUGGGUAUGGAAAUGUGACCUUAAAGAUUCUUCCAAAUAGAAAAACAAUCAAACAAACACAAACAAAUCCCAUCAUAAUGCGAAAAAUUCGAAUCAAUGGCAGUAUCUGAACAACAACGCACCUUCCCCUUCUCUAAUCAAAAAUUAGCCCUAACUUGUUAUCAGUUGACUGUUGUUAGGGGAGGGGUAGGUGUGCAAUUAUUUAUUACAUUGAUCCAAAUAUUUUCGAUGAUAAGACUAAAACGUCACAUUUUAGAGAUAUAUCCUGGCAUCAAAAUUUUGUGGUUGUUAAUUUUGCACUCUAACUGAAGUGGAUUUUCCCAGAUCUCCCAAUGUAAGUUCCUUCAAGUUAACCAUCUCAUGAAAUAACACGUUACAGGGGUAUACUGAGCCUAAUGAAAGCUCCCGGGGAAUUAAAGUAGACAGGAAGUUUGGGUUGGUUUUCAGCUUAGUUUUGUCACUUUUCUCAGUGCUUUCAGCGGUAGGGAUUACCUUUUCAGGAAAUAACCUAGCUAAAUUAGUAUUUUUUUUUUCAGGUUCCAAUGAUAAUCGAAAUAACGUGGCAGGAGAAGGGCAGAGAGGUUAGUUGCUUCGAAGGAAUUUACUCGUCUGCUCUAUAUUAUGCCUUCAUAGACCACCACAUAACUAUGAACGUUAAUUCUACACUGACACGAUGAAAAUUUUUCAAUUCAAUAGUGCACCUGCUACCCACAACACGGCUCUUUUUUCAAUUUCAAGGAGAUAGCCGGGAUGGUUUUUUAUAAAACAGUGAUGUCAUCGGGGCGAAAGUUUUGGUGUUCGAGUUGUCAUGAACGAGUUAGUAAUUAUUUUUAAAAUAUUCUAAACCAGUAGCGGGUUUUUUGCGGUAAAUCUAACUAUGGACGGCACGACUGACUUUUACAGGACGAAUCCGUUAACCGGAAUAGCUGCAGAAAUUCCAGAUAGAAAAUAAAACAAAAUAAAAACUAAAAACAGCAAAAACCAGAUUAAAAUCAUCCUCAUCCCCAGCGACUGAACAUUUCCCUCUUGCAUUCUCUAAAUUCUUCCAGGAUCAGACAGAACAAACGUGUGCUGGAUAAAGGAAGGAUGCCAGUCUCUCACACCAAAGGCUUGUACGAGCCUGCCUCUUGAAGUAGUUGAACAGGCUGAUAAGUUUUCUUCUGACAAGUUGAAUCUUCACCUCAAUACUGGAUGUUACAGCGGAAACGAAAAAAAUCUGCAAGCUCAACUGAACAACGCCCCAGCUUCCUGCAACCCGCCUUGCUUCCGCAUCAAGAGGCCUGGGACGUACUGUUACAUGGGCACGCGAAAUAACAACUUUUCCAACCGCCGUCACAUAGGACAGAUCACCGUUACUUAAUGUAGUUCGUUAUGGUAACAGGAGCUAACACUGUUGGAAAUCAGUUUUCCUACAUCGUAGUGAAUUGUUUAUGAUUCCAUUUAACAGUAUUUCCCUUAAUUUCCCUGUUUGCCUUUUAACAACGGUUGUACACAAGUAAUCGGUUGUAUGUCGAUCCUCACAGAUUACAUAUGCGUUUGGAUUUCCUAAAAACAACGCUUUCGUUUGGCAGUAUUAUAAUAAUAACUGUAAAGUAUUCUUUACCAGGACGGGAAACUGAAGCAGUAAGCACUUUGAUUUUUGUGUUCUAUACUCAUCUAAUGCUUUAAAAAGGGAAAACAGCAAUUGGUGUACAUUCUUAACAAAGUUUAUUACGAGUAACAAAAUGCAGCUAAGGCUAUGAAAGAUGAAGAGAAAAUAAAAGUCAAAUAACCGGAAAGCCAGACCAACUUCGUUGGAGCUUCAAAAGAUAGUUGCUUCCGGAAAAUCUUCCGAUCUGGUAACUUUUCUCGUGAACCUACAGUUAACAGGAACACUAGAAAUCCAAUUUCCCAUGAGAAUUCAAACCACAAACAUUCCGGUUUUGCAUUCGAAGUUCUCCUUGCCCACAAACUUGGUCAGAGAGACAGAUAUUUUGUUGCACUUGCCUCAUAUGAGUCCAAGUGUUUUGAAACACUGAAUUGUCUUUAUUACUAACCAACUGCUAAUUUCCUAAAGGGGGCUUCAAGUGAGCUGUGAUACCGCAUUCAAUUAGGUACCCAUGUCGCUUACUACGAGACAACAAAAAAUGCCGCGGUCGUGUCUUCUAGCUGUGCUCAAAUGUCGUGGAGUUUUGGCAUCAUUCUACACUUUCCAAAAUAUUUCAGCCAAAGUUUUACAGCGAUGGUGAUAUAAUGAUGCGUGCGUUGCUUCUGCUGGACUUCUAGUCAUGCCAGUGCCUUGAAAUCAAUUUCAUGACGAUUCGACAAUCAUCCGAUCACAAUUUCACUCUAUAUUUGUGUGAUCUAUCUUAUUUUUCCGAUGAUUCGGAUGCGCUCACUUCAUUUGAGAAAACUUUCAAUUUUUAAAAAGGAGUUAGAAUUGCAGAAGUUUCAGAGUCGACAAAAGAAGAACUAAUAAGCUUAACCAAAACAUUACGAAACACUGUCUUUAAUUUCUGUACUUCUCGCUUCCCUCUUGAAUCUUAGCGAUAUGCUCCCCUGUAGAGCUCGCUUGGAAGGUCAAUCGUCGAGUAUGGUACCCUGUCACGUUCUCUCUUAUCUUCUUUAAAGUUUAUUAAUGACGCUCUUCCCGAAAAAUAAACCACACAGUAAUUCCCGGUCCAGAUUGAUAUAAAAAGUGAGUUCUCAAUGAAGUAUACACUUAAAUGUUAAAAUGAUUAUUUAUGAGUUUCUUCAUACUCUCAAACAAGCGCACGAGCCAAGUUUUAAAUAUAAAAAUUUUACUAUUUACCAGACAAAUGAUCAAACUCUCGGAUGUGCCAUUUUUUAUUUCAGAGAAAUGUUUUCAUCUUCCUGGAACCGAAAAUUUAUUUUUUAAAUCCGGAAAACACAAAGCUGUGAAUGUUAGCACCAAAGUUUUUUUUCCGAGUCUGUUAUUUCGGGAUGAAAUUAAAUCACGUUGUUUAUCUAAUUUUGACGAAAUACCACGAGCGGAAAAGAAAUCAAACAACAUCUCAGGAAAAAACAUAUUUUGUACUGAAAACGGAAAGUACAUACACAUGUUGCUUUUGAUAAAUCUUUGUUGGAAGUUUUUCUGAAUCAUCUAUAGAUUAUCUUGCUGUUUGAACAUAUUGCUUUAAAUGUAUACAGAGGAAAUAAUACUUAAGAAGGGAGCGUUCUCACUGUAUAAACAUAUAUCACACGUUUGCGCUUUGUUUACUUGACGAAGAGGUGCGUCUGUUUAACGUUUUAGAACUUUGCAAUCCUUGAUUUAUUCAGGUGUCUGUUUCUCAAAUGGAACAAAAAUCCAUUUGUUACGCUGGGAACAAACAGUGUCGAGGCUACAGAAAACAUGGAACAAAUAAUUACUUUGCAAAGGUAUAGAAGGUGUUUCACUACUCGAGUUUAGGCCAUAAUACUAAGGUUUAGUUGAGGUGCACGAAUACUGAAAGCCAGCGAAGCUGCGAUUGAACGUGAGUGUUUUGUUAAUUUUUUUUUUUUAACAAUAGUGUAUUAAUAAGAAGGUCUUGCAUUUAGAUUUCCUUUUGGUUUGUGGUUUUCUCUCGUGGACGAAUCCUAUUACUGUUGCUGUAGUUGUCGUUUUUUUUUUCUUUACGAAUAUCCCAUUUAAGUUGAUGUACCGGACCUAAAGAACAUUUCCAUUCCCUGUGGUAGUGGGAAGUCCUUGAUCCCGAGUUACAUCGCUUAUCUAUAAUUGUGAGUGAAGAAACCACUCGAAAAAUGACUGGAUGUCUUUGAAAAUAUUUGAAUGAACGAAGUCACAAGUUUAAUUGGUCUAAUGUAGUUUGCUUCAUUAAGGAUGUCAUUAUACUGCGUAGACUUUGUUUGUGAAAUUCUCUUUGAGCCUAUCAACAUAACGUACUAGCACACUAGACGGUGCUAAAACCAAAAUCUUAACUUAACUGCUUUUUUUCUUUCGUCAGGAAUAUGCGGGCCAUAUUCACCUUCGGUUUUUUUUUGUCAACCUUCGUUUAUUUCUGUUCGAGUGAUAUGUACCUUCAUUUCCCCCAUGGAAGCAACAACAGAUUGAACGGGAACCAGGCAAAUGUGAGGAAUGCUAACAGGCUUUUCAACUCUCAGGUGGGUGUAUUCGAAUCAAUUAUUUACAUAUUGAACAACUCGCUAUACAUGUGGAUUAAAAAUUGAAAAAAAGAACUUGGUUUUUAAAGCACCAUACCAGUGAUUUCUAAUGCUUCGCAUGCUUGGAAAGUAACACAGCUUUGUUUUAAUCCUUGUACUCCUUGGCCAGAGCUAAUUAAAAUCGAUCUUAUGCCAAACUCUUGCGAAUGUUUCCAACAGACAAAUUUCUCAAUUUGAAUGUUUCAUCUUUAUUCACAAUAAAUUCUCUGGACCAAUUAAUAAGAAAAUGAAAACAUACACACACAGUCGUUUGCCGGAAGUGCUGUAUAGUGUUGCUCCCUAUAAUCUUUUUCCAUUUCUUUAUUACUCUUUUUUAGAACAAUGGUAAAGCCGGUUACAACGUUGGCGACAGUGGAAGUAACAAUCCAGGAGAAAACAUAAAAGAAACAAGGCAGCUUCCAUUGGUUGGAUAUAUUUGAUAACUUUUUCUUUAAAGCAUAUUCUUUAGACUCUAUAGGAUCAGAUUGAAUUCAGCCUUAACAAUGUUAGAAAAUUAAAAAAUGCCCUUCCGAAAAAUAAAACCGGUCUGUUACCAUGACGAAAUUGUUAUCUUCAUAUGCAUGUGAAGAUAUAAAUACGUGCAGUGCGCGUGGUGAAGAAAUCACGUUUCCGAGCCGGAAAAAUUCUGAUAUAACACUAGCUUUUCUUUUUUCUUCAACCGAAGGAAUUUUUCAUGAGCGGCUGUGAAAAGGAUGCAAAAACUGAGGUUGAAAUUAUGUGGACAAACCAACAUGGAACGGGACCAAAGAGUGAAGAUGUAGUGGAAACACAAGUCAUACUUCAAUACAUGUGUCAACCUUUUCCACAAGGAAAAGUUACGGAUAUAAACUCGGACUUUCAGCUACAUACCAUUCGCAAUGGCGGGAACCGCUUAACUCAACCGUUCAACCCCAAUCAAGCAGAAAAUCGCUUGAUCAAAAAAGACCGCGGAUUGCAUGAACCGAAGGAAUAUUAUCACGCUUAUAUCCGCAGGGACAGAAACAAAGGUGAAAUGUAACUUCAAUAAGUAGUUCAGCAAGAAAGUUCCUUUCACAAACAUGCACCGUUCAGAUAAAGAUUUGAAUCUGAGGUCGAUCAAACUUUGAUAAGGGGCCAGUCACUGGAGGAUUGACCCCCACCCCCCUUCCCCCCUUACUAGCAUCAAUUCCCCCCAUAGCGACGACAGGUCCCUCCGCCGUUCCCCCUGUGAUAACUGUUUUGUGACUUUCUAUCAUCCGCCGGUCCGGUUAUAUUUUUACUCUUACAGUUGUAGAUUUCAAUAACACUGCACUUUGUUCCAAAAGAGGAUGUCUCAGAAUAAAACUUUAUCUGGGACUAGUAUGUCCAGCGGAGCCCUAGAGGAGGGGGGCAAAAAAUUGUUUAAGUCCAACAUUCGGUAACGCUUCCGAAGGGCUUCUAAUUAAUUUUAAACUAUAAUCAUUUUGCAUGGCAAGGCUCUAACUACCAGCGUGACGCUUAGGGUUUUUUGUUGGCUAAGCUAUAUCUUUCACAAUGAUAUCCUUCUUUGACUUUUUCGCAACCAUUUCACAGGUUUAUUUACCGCUGAUCAGAACCUAAACGGUGACAGUGCAAUUUACACCAGACAGAACGCAAAUGGCCAGAGAAGGGGACUGGAAGUGCCAGAGGAACGUGAUUACUAUCCCUACUGGGGUCCCACCCCCUGGAAGGACAUUGCUAUCAUGGUCAGUGACCGAGCUACAGAAGGAGUGAUGAAAAAGUACUUCAACAGUCCUAACUAUGGCGACAAGGGUAAGUUGUCUCUUAUAACUAAACACCAUAACUGUACCAGUAAGAGAAAUGGCGUUCUUUUGUUUACCAUCAGGAUUGUGCAUUGUGGGGAAUAAUCAACCUGGGCACAAACCUUGUCCAAGAAUACCUCCCCGUAACAGGCCAAGCGCGGAAUGUGUGGCCAAGUACAUUACAAAGGAGUCGUGUGAACAGGCGGGAGGAAAGUGGACUGUAGUAAAAACAAACUUUAAAGAGAAAUCCUCUGGCGCCAAGUCUUGUGCCAACAUUAAGACCGUCAAGGGCGUGGCGUAUGAGCCUCAUCUGAUAACACAGGGUACUGGAGAGGGCGAGCAAGAUCUUGUUCUGGCAGACUCCCCUGAGGUGAUAUACGCACCAUCCACGGUUGUGAAUCACAAUGGCAUGAACAUGGACGGGAAGUUCUCUUCAUACAAAUGGAAGAUUCCUCAUUUUCCCUCCAACACUAUUCAGCGAUGCGUGUUGAGAAUCAGGUGAGGGAAGCCAAGAUUAUAGGUGGGGGUUUAAAUAGCCCAUUGUAAAUGAUUUAAUAGUCGAAAACAAAUCGUUUACAAUGUAUUAUGUAUAUGGUAGCGAAAUUAUAAAAUUUCCAUUUGUCAAACCUUUCUCAAAUGCACGUAAAAUUACCUUUUAACCAUUUUUUUACCUAUUGGGUGGCGUUUGAGCAACAUACUAUGCUGUAGAUCAUUGACGGUACAGUUUAGCAAACAUUGUUUUAAGCUAGAGAAGGAAGACUGACUCGAGAAGGCCAGUAGUAUGUUGUCGUGAGGCCGCUUGCAUUAAAUCACCCCCGAAAUUUUUGUAAACCAUUAUUUGUGCGCGUCUCGCCUUUACAUGUGUUAGUGUCGCCAUUCGGAUUAGCGUCAGAGGCAGAUCAAAUACAAGGUGUUUAUUUUACUUCUUUUAUUUUGUCUCCCACUAAAUAAUGAUCUGUUUUCCUGUUCCUGUAUCUACGACUUAUUAUUGUUAUUUAAUAACUGACAGAUACAACAUCACAACAAGCGAUGUACCAAGGCGUUUUGAUGCUUCAAACAAUGAUGAGUAAGUGAACAUGAGUACUAAGCGUUUUCACCGACGCGGUUUGAAUUUAUUGGGACGAACGAAAGUAUUUACGUAGGAAAAGAGUUUUAGUGUCGAAGAACAUUUGAUUGUUUUAAUAUAUGCACCAAUAUCUGGCUGCCAUGAGGUCAUGUGAAAACGCCCUGUCACGCUGAGGACAUUAUCUGGAAGCCGGAACGGACACAUCAAGGGCGUCCCAUUCUUGACUGAUUAACUGACGACUUUCUUAUUAUUGAUUUUUCAGGUGCAAUCUUUACUUUUCAAAACUUAGAUUAUCUUAACAAACAGGCCACGGGAGGUAUUUAAGGACAAAUACAAACUGUCACCGUGUUGGGCUAAUGAAGUUAGAAUACGUAGCUUAGCAAGUGCAAUCCUUAUGAAAGAAAAAGUUUUAAAUAAGUCUAUAAGAGACUUAAACUCUUUUUGACAUCUGGAAUCAAAUUUCUGACCCUAAAUUGGUGAUAUGAAAGUGAGGUUAAGAAACAGCACUAAAAUCGUGAAAAAUUAUUGCCUUUUUAGCGUAAAGAAUAAUCCCACAACACUUGCUGUUAACGGCAAAACCAAGCUUCAGCUAGCUUUGAACACCGCUCAACUCGGUCGUACAUUCCAGGACAGAACACAAGUAAUCUACCUCAAGCCAAGAAGCUCUUUGCCCCAACGAUUCAAGAAUUCCAAAAUCUUCUACAUCGGAGGAAUGGGAAAGAGAGGAAACAUCGUUCAGGCUUAUCCAGCCAUGGAAUAUCGAUUCACCCCUGAACGUAUCACUGUUUCUAGAAAUGAUGUCUUGUGCUUCGCUUGGUCAGGUGAGACUGUUUGAAAUAACAUAGUUAUGGGCGGUGACAGUUACGCCUUCAACUAAAACAUAUACAUGUAAACCAACAAGCCUUGUCCAGAAACGCAAUAUUUCCCGUUGUAAGGUUACAUAAGCCACGUCAUGGUUACUUACCUAACUUUCUGCCAUGUUAAUUUCAGUACAAGGGAAAUCACCAAAAAAACCAGAUUUUUAAGAUAGAAAAACAUUGUAAAUGAAAAAUCAAACUUCACCGAUUGACAUGGAUUACAAAUGGAGGGCUUAGAAAAUUUAGCGAAAAUUUUUCAAGAUGCGAAAAAGCAGUGGUGUACCUCCUUUGAUUCGUCUUCUAAGACGUGCUUAUGAUUACAGAGUCAAAAGAACAUUUUAAUGUAAAUCAAGAGAUAUUUUCUUUUGUGCAUCUUGCACGUUCAAAAAUAAGACUAACUUCACUCAAUAUUCAUUAUCAGAGUCAGAAAGUUAAUUUUUCGUUGUCGUUCUUUUCUUCAGGCUCCAACAAUAAUCCGAACAAUGCUGGCGAAGGACAAGCAAGUGAGUAGUUUCGAUAGAAUACAUUUACUAGCGCUAAAUAAAACACGAAAUAUUCUUCCUAUGAACAAAACAUUUGGAUUUCUUUCAAUAUCAGCUCCAAACUUGCUGCAUACCCCCAAAACUCGAUCUACGCACGUCAAGGUGAGAGGAAACACAGAGAUAAGAACAGGAUAAAAUUAUUCUCCUGUCAGCGACUGGAAAUUUUUAUCCUAUAGAAAUUUUUGUAUCUUUUCAGGAUCAGAUAGAACAAAUGUGUGCUGGGUAAAGGAAGGAUGCCAAUCUCUUAAACCAAAAGCUUGUACGAGCCUGCCUCUUGAAGUAGUUGAACAGGCUGAUAAGUUUUCUGCGGACAAGUUGAAUCUUCACCUCAACACUGGAUGCGGUGACGAAAACAAUCUGCAGGCUCAACUGAACAACGCCCCAGCCUCUUGUAACCCGCCUUGCUUCCGCAUCACGAAGCCUGGGACAUACUGUUACAUGGGCACGCGCAAUAACAACUUCUCCAACCGCCGUCACAUAGGACAGAUCACCGUUACUUAAUGUAGUUCGCUGUGGUAACUGGAGCAAAUACUGUUGGGGAUCAGUUUUCCUACAUUGUAGUGAACUGUUUAUGAU